AUGGGAUACAAUCGAAGGGCUCAUAAAAUUCAAAACUUGAGAAGUAAGGGAAUAUCGAUGGCCUUUGUUGAACAGAGAGCGAACGGACGGCAAGUGACUUUGAUCUCAUGCUGGCCUUUACUUCGGCUACUAAUAAGGGGGUUGGGGUUUGACAAAAAAAGACUGGGGCUUCGUUUAGCCGCCUAUGUAGUAAGAAAAACUCUGAGUUUGACGUUGAAUAGCCAUAGUGAGUUCAUCACCAGUGGCAUAAGCAGAGGAGGCAUAUGGGGUGGGGAGAAAGGCAAUUUACCUCACUUCUUACAAUUCCAGUUAAACCCGCAACAAAGCCAGCGUUGCUUUCGUGGGAUCAACUGCUCGUUUUUGAUAUAG
This is a messenger RNA of Capsicum annuum, 369 nucleotides long. The record is from the annotation of a RefSeq genome assembly. NCBI's taxonomy places the organism in Eukaryota, Viridiplantae, Streptophyta, Magnoliopsida, Solanales, Solanaceae.